Messenger RNA from Asparagus officinalis (garden asparagus), 1066 nucleotides. Its product is annotated as glucan endo-1,3-beta-glucosidase 13-like. The transcript is spliced from 4 exons. NCBI's taxonomy places the organism in Eukaryota, Viridiplantae, Streptophyta, Magnoliopsida, Asparagales, Asparagaceae. The coding region runs from base 212 to 742 and encodes 176 amino acids. The record is from RefSeq and is a predicted model, not a curated record.
CUCUCUCUCUCUCUCUCUCUCUCAACUCUCAACUCUGCAGCCACACCAUACCAGUGAUAAUUUAUUACCAAAAUCAUCAUUUCUUCAGUAUCUACAAGCCCCUUUUUUUCUGUAAAGAAAAAGGAAAGAAUACCACUCUGUUUUUAUUGCGAAGCUCUCUUCAUAGUACACACUUCCUCUUCUUCUUGAGAGUUUGGGUUUUGGGCAGAGAAUGAAGAGGGGAGGGAGGAUUUUUCAUGGCAUUGGCUUUUUAAUUCUGGAGUACUUCAUAGUCUGUACCUUAGCAGCAGCAGCAGCAGCGCGAGUCCACCAGAAAGCAGAAUCCAUUAUCCCAAUCCCCACCAACUCCCCACCGGAGGGCAACACGACGUUCAUCGACGGAAGCACUUGGUGUGUGGCCCUCCCUGGAGCGUCCCAGGUCGACCUCCAGAAUGCCCUCGACUGGGUAUGCGGCCUCGGCGCUGCAGAUUGCUCCUCCCUGCAGCCCGGGGGGCCGUGCCAUCAGCCAGAUACGCUGCUGUCUCAUGCAUCGUAUGCGUUCAAUAGUUAUUACCAGGAGAAUGGGAAUUCUGAUGUUGCUUGUAACUUUGGGGGGACUGCAACCAUCACCAAGAGGAAUCCAAGUUAUGCAUCGUGCAUGUAUCUGUCUUCUCAGCGAUCAUCUGCAUAUUCACUGCAGCAUAGAAGCCAGAUGCUCAAGAUUCUGGCAAUUUUUCUUCUCCUAUACUUGGCUACUCUUUAAAGAUGCUAUCAAGAAAUUCUGGAAGAAUUUUAUUGACCAUUUUGUCUGCUCCCAUGAUUUUAUCUGGUUGAUGAAGGAGAGAAUCAUUGAGACUUGCCCUAAAAUCUCUUUGUUAUCUCCUUUCAGAUGCAAUAUGUGUACCCUGUAGGAAGAAAAAAUUAAACAGUAAAUGAUAGGUUGAUAAGUAUUGUAAAAGAAAAGCUCUUGCAAUGUCCAUAUACACCUGUAAUUGAUUUCAUUUUGAUUUGCUUAUGAUCAUUUCAAGAGUUAUUUAAAAGGAAUUAUAGAUUUCAAGAAGUAUUCAUGAACGUAUCAAUAUUUGAA